Messenger RNA from Rhinopithecus roxellana (golden snub-nosed monkey), 14330 nucleotides. RefSeq names its product cyclin and CBS domain divalent metal cation transport mediator 2 (gene CNNM2). Bases 185 to 2812 code for a protein of 875 amino acids. The record is from RefSeq and is a predicted model, not a curated record. Gene Ontology annotation, molecular function: magnesium ion transmembrane transporter activity. NCBI's taxonomy places the organism in Eukaryota, Metazoa, Chordata, Mammalia, Primates, Cercopithecidae. Gene Ontology annotation, cellular component: plasma membrane. The transcript is spliced from 8 exons. Gene Ontology annotation, biological process: magnesium ion homeostasis; transport.
CCCUCUGUCCCCUCCCGCGAGCCUCGGGGUUCCUCAGCUGGCCGAGGUCGAGUCAGUGUCAGUCAGGGAGGCGAACUGCUGAGCACUGGCCGCGGACGCUCAGUUGCAGUCUCGCCCAGGGGCAGGUACCUGCGCUCGCGCCGCCGGGUGGAAAGGAUGAAGCCGCAGCUGGAGCAGCCACCCUAUGAUUGGCUGUGGCGCUUGUGAACCCAAAGUAAAGAUGGCGGGCGGGCAGGCAGCCGCCGCACUGCCCUCUUGGAAGAUGGCGGCGCGCCGCAGCCUCAGCGCCCGCGGCCGGGGGGUCCUGCAGGCGGCUGCGGUGCGGCUGCUGCCGCUGCUCCUGCUGAGCUGCUGCUGCGGCGCGGGCGGCUGCGCAGCGGUGGGCGAGAACGAGGAGACGGUGAUCAUCGGGCUGCGGCUGGAGGACACGAACGACGUGUCGUUCAUGGAAGGGGGGGCGCUGCGGGUGAGCGAACGGACCCGGGUCAAGCUGCGGGUGUACGGGCAGAACAUCAACAACGAGACGUGGUCCCGCAUCGCCUUCACCGAACACGAGCGGCGGCGCCACAGCCCGGGGGAGCGCGGGCUGGGGGGCCCCGCGCCGCCGGAGCCGGACAGCGGCCCCCAGCGCUGCGGCAUCCGCACCUCAGACAUCAUCAUCUUGCCCCACAUCAUUCUCAACCGCCGCACCUCGGGCAUCAUCGAGAUCGAGAUCAAACCGCUACGCAAGAUGGAGAAGAGCAAGUCCUAUUACCUGUGCACGUCGCUCUCCACGCCCGCCCUGGGUGCCGGCGGCUCGGGAUCUGCGGGUGGCGCCGUCGGGGGCAAGGGCGGCUCUGGGGUGGCCGGGCUCCCGCCGCCCCCGUGGGCCGAGACCACCUGGAUUUACCACGACGGCGAGGACACCAAGAUGAUCGUAGGCGAAGAGAAGAAGUUCCUGCUGCCCUUCUGGCUGCAGGUGAUCUUCAUUUCGCUGCUGCUGUGCCUGUCGGGCAUGUUCAGUGGCCUCAACCUGGGGCUCAUGGCCCUGGACCCGAUGGAGCUGCGCAUCGUGCAGAACUGCGGCACGGAGAAGGAGAAGAAUUACGCCAAGCGCAUCGAGCCGGUGCGCAGGCAGGGCAACUACCUGCUGUGCUCACUGCUGCUGGGCAACGUGCUGGUCAACACCACGCUCACCAUCCUGCUCGACGACAUCGCCGGCUCUGGCCUCGUGGCCGUGGUGGUCUCCACCAUCGGCAUCGUCAUCUUCGGGGAGAUUGUGCCCCAGGCCAUCUGCUCCCGCCACGGCCUGGCUGUGGGGGCCAACACCAUCUUCCUCACCAAGUUUUUCAUGAUGAUGACCUUCCCCGCUUCCUACCCGGUCAGCAAGCUGCUGGACUGCGUCCUAGGCCAGGAGAUAGGCACCGUCUAUAACCGGGAAAAACUGCUGGAGAUGCUCCGGGUCACCGACCCCUACAACGACCUCGUUAAGGAGGAACUGAACAUCAUCCAAGGGGCGCUGGAGCUCCGCACCAAGACGGUGGAGGACGUGAUGACCCCACUCCGAGACUGCUUCAUGAUCACUGGCGAAGCCAUCCUGGACUUCAACACCAUGUCUGAGAUCAUGGAGAGCGGCUACACCCGCAUUCCAGUGUUUGAGGGGGAGCGCUCCAAUAUCGUGGACCUGCUGUUUGUCAAAGACUUGGCCUUCGUGGAUCCAGAUGACUGUACUCCCCUGAAAACCAUCACCAAAUUUUAUAACCACCCCUUGCACUUUGUUUUCAAUGACACCAAGUUGGACGCUAUGCUGGAAGAAUUUAAGAAAGGUAAAUCUCACCUGGCUAUCGUGCAGCGGGUAAACAAUGAGGGAGAAGGAGAUCCGUUUUAUGAAGUUCUGGGAAUUGUCACCUUAGAAGAUGUGAUUGAAGAAAUCAUCAAAUCUGAGAUUCUAGAUGAAACAGAUUUAUACACUGACAACAGAACAAAAAAGAAAGUGGCUCACCGGGAACGAAAGCAAGAUUUUUCUGCCUUUAAGCAGACAGACAGCGAGAUGAAGGUUAAAAUAUCACCACAGCUCCUCCUGGCCAUGCACCGUUUCCUAGCAACAGAAGUAGAAGCAUUUAGCCCAUCCCAGAUGUCAGAGAAGAUCCUUCUAAGGCUGCUAAAGCACCCCAAUGUCAUCCAGGAACUGAAGUAUGAUGAGAAGAACAAGAAAGCCCCUGAAUACUACCUCUACCAGCGCAACAAGCCAGUAGACUACUUCGUUCUCAUUCUGCAGGGGAAAGUGGAAGUGGAAGCUGGGAAAGAAGGUAUGAAGUUUGAAGCGAGCGCCUUCUCAUACUACGGCGUGAUGGCCCUGACAGCCUCUCCAGUUCCUUUGUCCCUGUCUCGUACCUUUGUUGUCAGCAGAACAGAGUUGUUAGCAGCAGGUUCUCCAGGUGAAAAUAAGUCCCCUCCUCGCCCAUGUGGCUUGAAUCACUCAGACUCUCUCAGUCGAAGCGACCGGAUUGACGCCGUCACACCAACACUGGGGAGCAGCAAUAACCAGCUCAAUUCUUCACUCCUCCAAGUCUAUAUCCCCGAUUACUCGGUGCGAGCUCUUUCGGAUCUGCAGUUUGUUAAGAUCUCAAGACAGCAAUACCAAAAUGCCUUGAUGGCAUCCCGGAUGGACAAAACCCCUCAGUCUUCAGACAGUGAAAACACUAAAAUCGAAUUGACUCUUACGGAGCUGCAUGACGGGUUGCCAGACGAGACAGCCAACCUGCUCAACGAACAGAACUGUGUGACGCACAGUAAGGCCAACCACAGCCUGCACAACGAAGGCGCCAUCUAGGCCGCACUGGCUGCACCCGCCCAGGCCUGCACCCACCCACUCCUGAGGGUCCGGCCCCGUCUGCCCAUGACUUCACUGGUGUGAGUUUGUCCGCCAUGCUGCACCCUGCAACAUCCUGAGACCAAAGACCUUGUGCCCUUCCCAGGAGCCGCGGAGGAGGACGGUGAGGGGAGGAAUGGAAACUAGAAAUAUGAAGUUGGCAGCCGGGGCAUGGCGUUCAAGAUUUUGGAGAUGAACUGAUUGCGCCCAAAUAGAAUCAUGUUUAUUUUUUCAGCUCUCCCUUUCAUCGUUAUUCAUGCUCCUCUGCCCUCCAUUUGCAUGAAGUUGAAAAUUGUCGCGAUUUAUUUUUUCAAGAGAUCAUGUUUUUAAAGUGUCUUUUGCAGAGUUUUAAGUUGUUCUGUCUGAACUCUGCUGCGAUCCCAUGAUGUGACCCUAAUAGGCUGGACUUGCCCCUCCGGUAGCCUUCCUUGGCUCUCCCAGGGAGGAGCACCCUUCCUCUGCGCCCCAGUGGGCAUCACUGUCGAACUCGCUGGCUGAAUGAAGAAGACCGUGUUACUGCAGAACCUGCCAAGUCUGUCAUCACUGUGGGGUGUAGCCUGCCUCAGAGGGACCUGCAGUCCUCUCUGAGCUCAGUGGUAUUUUGAGAAGUUAAUGUUUAACUGUACCCCUUUCCCUCAGGAAGAUUUAACAUUUGCUUGGGAAUGUGAUUUUGCUCCCACCCUAAGGAAUUUUUAUCACCAAAAUGAAUAUUAAUGAAUUUAAAACCCAUGGUUUAUCAUUGGCAAGAGGCAAGUUGACUUUAUCCUGUCAUUCCAGCCAGCCCUCCUCCCCGACCCAGUGCCCAAGCUCACAGAGUGUCACCACCCACCUCCCUGGUCCUUGCUCUUGUUAACCCAAGAUGCUGCUACACAGAUGCCAAAUGGAAAUCUUCCACAGGGCUGUUCAGUAAACACGUGAUGUGGAGUGCAAGCUCCUCCCCUUCCCGCUAGGACAUACGUUAACAGAACAGGAGUCGGACCUUCUAGCUGCACUCUACUGUGUGCCGGGAAGGCAUUUCUAGACCCAUGUUUUUAAAGGAGGGAACUUUGGGGAUUGCCAGCCCCUGCUCCUCCCAGGGAGCCAACUGUCCCUCCUCCCGUGUCCCUGGGCCCAUGGGGCCCGGCAGUGGCUUUGUGCCCUGCCUGAGGGCCUCUGCCGCCUCCCUCAGAUGCGGAGAGGCUGCCUGUACAGCCAGGGUCAGUUUGGCCCCAAACAGGGAUUCAGAAACCAAAUGCGUGUUGUGGCCAUUUUAUGUGUGUCUCCGUCUUAUUUUAAUACCAAAUUCAUCAUGUAGUGAAAUUAUGUCAGGAGGUAUUUGAGUGACUGAAUUCUUAACUACAGCUUAUCUGUGUUUUGUUAGCCCGAGGGAUAUGUGCAGGUUGUUGGCGCUAUUCAUACACUGAAAUGAAAUCAUACCAGUGUACACACGAGAUGAUCAGUCCUCGCCGAGCGUUUUCUGUGUAGGCUCACUGUGCGAAGGGAGGCCUUGGCUAAGCAGCAGUAUUCUCCUCCCAACUCCAGGUAGGAAGUCUGUUCAGCCACCGUUGGGCUGUGUGCAGGGCAGGGAGCGUGGCUGAGGAGCAGACAGCAGCAGGCAGCCUGGUGAGCCAUUUGGUGCCUCGCGUGUCGUGCAUGCCCAGCUCGGUGUUUCCUCUGGGAUGUCAGUCCUGGAGUGUCUUCCUCAGAAGGUGCCAUGCCCCGUAGUAGGGGGAAGUACUGAUUCACUUGGUGUAGAGGGUGCUGAGUGGCCUGCUGCUGGCAUGCAACCUGCCCCCAUGGGAUGAAGCCCCACUGUGUAGCUUGAGCUUAGAGGGGACCCCACUCUAAGCAUCCUUUUUUUAAACAGAGCCAUCCAAAUAUAAAAGUCAGUUUCUUAAGAUGCCUCUCCCUGAGCACAGCACCAGUGUGAUGAGUGUCUAAAGAUGAGGAGUCCCUGCAACAGAGCGAAGCCUGGCCCAUGCUGGGGGAGGGUGUCUGUCCCCCACUUUGGGCCUGCGCAGUGCUGGCCUUCCCUGAGCGGUGGAGAGUCAGGCCUGCCUAGCCCGGCUUCUCUGGCCUCAGGAGCUCCGCCCUGUCAACCUGCCUGGGCUCACAUCUGCUUCUCCACACAGUCUGUCUCAGGGAUGCCUUGUUACUGGGAGAGCCUCUGGAAUCAGAGCUAGUGUGUUGGUGCCCUUUUCGAGCUCUGCUGUUCCUUUAUAAAUCCUGAAGAACAGUCUGGGAAGAGGAGAGGGGAUGCCAGCUGCUGCCUCUGACUUCAGGGAGAAGCAGACUUCUUAAUACUGUCUUCUUGCUCAGCGUGACGGCUUCUUGCAAAUUAUUCUCUUAUAAAAGAGCUCGGCAGGAGCGGCUCAUCAGUGGGGCUCCCAGAGUUUGAAAUUUUAACUGCCAAGUUCGUAUUCGUUUUCUGUUAUUCUCUACCUUCCAUUAGUCACACUAUUUGAUAACAUUAGGGAAUCUAAAAUCCUGUCAGGUCCCUGAAGGAAUGAAGGCUAACAUCUCCGGGGAGAGCGUAGGACCCUUCAAACAACACUCAUGUCUGAGCGACCCGAUUCCUCUUCCAGGCCCCACUUUCCCUCAGGAAACCAACCUUUUGGACGGUUGGAGGAGAAACACUGGGCUCUUGCUUGUCUGGGGCAGCAGGAGAAUGACUUUGGCUUGGAAGGCCUCUGCCAUUCAUCUCUAUAAAGCCAGUGGGGUCCGGCAGAGAAAGACCGGGGAAUAGCUGCAGUCUCGAUGUGGCUGCUCUUUGGCACCUCUGCUGGACUGCCCUCCCAUGGCUGCGACCUUUCCAAGUGUGGAAAGGAGUGGGUCAGGUGGACCAGAUGCAGACCCCUGAGUUCUGGAUACUGACAGGAGGCCUCACCCUCCUUUACGGGGCCUCUCCGGGUGGGACAGGGCCUCUCCUGCUCCUGAGCAGCCACUGGUGCCCCGUGGUUCCGCUGGACUAAAUCCCUAGCAUCCAGAUAGUCCUAGGACGCUGGGCCUUCUCUGUAAAGGAGAGCUUUUCUCCUGCUGUCUGGGAGGUUCCUUCCCUUCACUGCUUGUCCCAUAUGCAUCAGGCAAAUUCAAACUCAUACAUUUAAACUCUUAGGAAAACAAAAUCUUAAGACUUAAACACAGAUAUUGGGGUGCUAAUCAACUAGCUUAAAUCUUGGUUCUUACAUAAUUUGAACUUGAAAGGGUACGUUGAACUCUGUUCUUUCCUCCCUCCUCACCUCACUCCCUGCAGGGAGUUAAAUGCCAUGUUGAAGCGGUUGGCAUCCCCAAGUGGGAGGGAGUGGGGCGGCUUACCACCUUCUAAUGUGACUUCAAGGAACAAUGCAGAUGUUGAAUGCAGAGCUCCACACUAAUAUGGAACAGUAACUGUGAGUAUAUUUACCUGUGCUGUCCUCAGCACUGUACACUAAAGGACCAGCUUUUCCAAGCCUAGGAAAAUAAUGGUAGAUACAAAUAGAAAUACUUUUUCCCUAGGAAAUGGAGCAAUAGGAAUUUGAGCUAAGCAGGAACCAUGAACUUCUGCCCUCAAAUUCUGUCUUCGGGUUGAGCAGACCUGUGUAGGCCCUGGCUGAUCAAGCCUGUAUCCUGCCUAGUGAAAACACAACCCCCUCUGUCAUCUGAAAGCCAGCGGGGAUCUGUAGCCAUCCUCGCCUUCCCUAGGCCCAGGAAGGUGAGGGCUCCUGGGCAACCAGGCUUGUCCCUGUUGUUCCCCAGGGGUGAUCUAGGCUGAUGACUCACCUGGCUGGCACAUGAAGGUGCUCACCUUGUUCUCUGGGGCUCCAAGCAAGAGCAGGCCAGGGAGGGCUGGCUUUCCACACUGCAUUGCAUGACCCGAGCUCCCUGGUGGCAUGGGAAAAACUCCCCUCUGCUUUUGAGCCCAGAACAGGCUUUUCUUUGCCAAGAGUUGAGGAGAAAUACAAGACUGAGCUGGCAGGUUAGGGUCUGGGAGGCCUCUGAGGUACCAUUGCUUACUUCCUUACUGAGGAAACUGGCUCUUGUCCUGGGCCUUGUAGUUCCAUUCUGGGCUCUAGACUAGUGGUGCUUCUGUCCAUCAAGGGUAUCUGGGUGAGCUGUAGGUUAACCCAGAAUUAGUAGGGAUAUAGGGGUGUGAAUAGGAAAGUGAUUUGGGGAUUCAGAAAUUUUUCUGAUGUAAUUUAUCAAUGAGCAACUUCUCAGUUGAUUUUUAUACCUCAGGGUCAUUUGCAAAUCUUUUAUCUUUUCCUAUUUCUUAGGUGUUCAAGUUGGUUAAUAGGAGAGAGAUGUUCAGAGACUUCUAAGUUGAGGUUCAUUUGCCUCCAUUUGAGGGGUGAGUGGUGCACCAAUAGCUUGCUGCUAUUACUCAGCAAGGCUGUGACAAGCCAGCCUUCCUCCUCUAGCACUUGCAGGCUUUCUGUCUGCAAUCACGGUUUACCUGCCCAUUUCCCUUUUGCUGCCUUCUUUCCUAUCUGGAGAUUCAUAUUCCAGAGUCCCUGGUCGACCCUACGGACGCAAAGAGGAGACAGCAGUUCACAGCAACUGCAUAGAGCAGGGAGCGGCUUUCCUCCCACCGUCCUAGGCAGGGGACCUUCUUUGCUUCUCAGACCUGAGCUCAAGUAAGCAUGUUCUCUCUGUAUGCUAGAGCCACUGACAUCAUCUCUACUAGAAUUGUUUUAAAUAUCUUUUGAUGGGAAAUACCAGGUUGAACUUCAAGCAGCAGGGAAACAAAGGUUCUAGCUGCAAGAGAGUAAAGUUCUAGGUGUUUGUAUGCCGAGGUUUAUAUGUACACAGAUCCAAUACAUACUGUAAGAAAAUCUUGAGUACACAAGGUUUUCAGGUUUUAAUGCCCAUUGGGACCAUGAACAAAUGAGGAUGACUGGGACCAUUGUCUUGCCUCGCUUGGAAGGAUGCCUUCUGGCAUGUAUCCACAUCUGAUCCACAUGGAUUCACUUUUAGGAUGCAAUUCUUUGGGGGGCCAGAUUCCGCUGCAGAUUCACCCUGAAGAGAACUAUCCAAUGGGCCUGGUGGGGCUUGGGUGCCUGCCCUUUUUGUUGGAGGCUCAGGCUUCAGAGCAGAGCAAAGUUGGGAAGAAUGAGGUCUUAGGAUUCUCAUUCCCCAGAGAGCCCCAGCCUCGCUUCUGAUUCAUUACUCCCCAAGUCUGAAGUCUACUGUGAAGGUGAAGUUACCAAUUUUUUCUUGUUUCUUGAGUUCUUUAAACCCACAAAUGUAUAUGCUUUAUUUUAUAUUAUUUAUUAUGUACAUAUGCCUGUUAGUACUUCAUCUGUGACUAGGACAAGAUCUGUCUUGAAGCUUCCUCAUCCAUGGAUCCUAGGGUUCUGCUGUCCUUUAAGGCGGGUGAGAGGGUAGUAUUUUUUUUUAUAAACAGGUGGCUGCCUUUAUCUUGGCCCUAGCAUCCCCAGCCCCUUUAGUUGGGCCCACCUGUAUUCCUGAUGACAAGUGUUUUGGAUGAAGAUGGAGGCAGGUCUCCGAUCUUGUGGGCAGGGCCUCUCAAGUACCUCCAUGAACUAUUUCCGAGGUGGUUUAUUGGUGACAGGCUCUCUUCCCCUAUGUAGGGUACAGUACAGCUGUGAGUCCAUGGCCUCCUUCCUCCCAAGGCAGGUCACUUGCCUGGCCCCACGAUGAUAAUGGUUUCUUCUACUUACCUUGAAUUGCAUAAUCCAUCUUUCUGGAUAAUGGAAGCUGCCUGCCCAUCUGGGCUGUUAAUAUGCCUUUUCUUGGUUUUGAGGCCCAGUGCCAACAUUGACUUGGCCCUCAAGUAAGACCCUGCUUUGUGUCUGACUUCCAUUCUCCUCAGCCUUUAUUCACUGUAUCAUAGUGUACAGGUCAUGCAUUUGAGCAGUGAAGUUUUCUGAACACAGUAUUCAGAGCUGUGUACAUAAACCCAAAUAAGCACAAAUGCCAUGUAUAGGAUUAAUGAGCUGAUUGUCAUAAUGAAUGCAUUUUAUAAUUCAAAUGAUGUUGUAGAUGUACAGUCUCUCCUAUUUAUUUUGUACCAAUUUAUUUGUAAAUUUUGUGAUUGUUUUACAAGGUUUUUGUUUAUUUCUAUUCUAUUUAGAUAAAUGAUGUUCUGUUCACCCUUCUAGCAGAUGUGUGUUCCCUCUUCUCUUUCAUCUAUGCAACACCAACCAUGCCAUUGUGUUCAGCUUGGCUGAACCCACUGCCCUGCCCACUUGCCUGACUUUGCUGGUGGGAAAGCUGGGACUGGAUCUCAGCAUGACAACGUAGAAGAGCAUCUUCUUUGGACAGUGUAAAGUCUUGAGAAGUGGGUACUAGUUCUGUGCCUCCAAGUCAUAGCCUGGUACAGCUAAUCCUAGGGGGAAGGUGUCCUUCUUUGCAAGGAUUAUAAUCUGUCCUCCAUCAGUUACUCUCUACAUAAGAACAUUCGGAGUAUCCAGUCAAAUUGCCCCAGACAUUGGCUGCUCAGUCACUAAUAACAACACACAGUGCAGCUGGGCUAAGCCGGUGUUUCCUAGGUAAGACCAAAGGCCUCAUUCAGGCCUCUCAUUUGGCUCUUAAAGGAUGGCUUUAUAGGUCCUCCUCUGCUAUGCUAAGCCUGGGAGGAAGGUCAGAGCAGGCAUGGAUAGUUACUCUCGAGUGGAAAACAUCCGACCUGAGUGUGGCGAGGCGUGUGCAGGUGGGUCUUCAGGAUUCAGUGGACAUCCUGUAUUCCCCAGUAAUCGGUGUGUAUGAUACACACUCUUUUCCAUCACCACUUUGUCUUCUGUUUCUUCUUAUCAUCCUCACUCACAUGUGACCAGUCCCUGAAGAACAUAUGGUGGAGCUUCAGGGACCCUUUGUGGUCCAUUCCUAAACCACCUCUUUUUGGAAUCCCUUUUUUUCUCUCCACUCUUAGUCUCUAUUUUACAUUCCAAAGAGGAUCGUACUCUGAUAAUUUAGCCUCUUGACUGGUCCAUUUGUAGUCCCUACUGAAUUUAUUUAACUGUGGCAUUUGCAGUCUUUUACUUACACUUGUCCUGUGGAUGGAGACAUUUCAGGGAAGAACUGCUGACAGAGUUGGCUUUGAGAUGCUGCCUGACCUAACUUGCCACUCCCAUCUCCCCAGGCAUCACCCAACUACCUGAAUAUAGCCCAGUGAAAUGCCAGCUCCGGACCCUGCUCGCUUUCCUUAGAAGCAGGGCAGAAAGGGGCAGCAGAGCUAGGGAAAGAAAUCACGGUAGCACAUUCACUCCCAGCCUGCUGCCUUGGUUUGUUUUUCCUGUUUUACUCACUUGGUCUAGAUGAGCCCUUAGCUCAAAUCAGGAAAUGCUCCAAGGAAAAUGGAGGCAACUUUUCCUGGUGUCAAGAUGAGAUUUGCCUAAAAAUCCCCCCUUGCAUCCUCACAGUGCGCACAUACCCGCUCAUUUCUAAACUUCAUUGUGAUGUACCCCAGGGUUUCUAUUGCACAAAAAUUGUGCUCCCCAGAGCCGUUUCUCAACUCAGCAAUUCACAAGGACACAAAUAUUGAUCAGAGUCUUGUAGAGAAAGUGGUAAAAAUUGACCUUUUUAUAGCCUGGAGUUGAUUUCUAGGAACUUAUUUUAUACUUUUUGAAGGUAAUUUAAUAAAGAGAUGAUUCUUUAUUAAAGCCAAAAAGUUGAAUUCUGUUAGAUGGCUAAUAAACUCUUUUGGUUUCUUUGUAUGGUGGUUUUGUCAUUUUCCCUCCAAGGGCCUCAUAUUCUGUGCUAUUUUCAAGCAGUCCCAGAACAAAGGGAUGAUUCUAGGGCCUUUUUCUCUGACUUUCUGCUGGCACGCCGUCUCCCCUAGUGGAUGACUGAGGACUGAGGAUGCAUGUUUCUAAGGGAGAAUUAGUUGCCCGACUUCUCUGAAGUACUUUUCCUGUCAGGGUAUUAGUGACUGUGCAGUGUUCAAACAGGAGGCCAACACGUGACAGGAAUUUUUAGAUUAGGCCAGCUUUCCUACUGCAAUUCUCCGAAGUCAUUGACUUGAGGUCAGGGGGUGUUCAAAAUACCCACCCCCUCAGGUCAAAGAUGACCUCUGGUGAGAACACCCUCUCAAAGACUGGACACUGAAUAAACAUUUUUCAGUGUGGGGAAGGUUUGCUUGGCAAAUCCUCUUUCCAAGUAUCUCAAGAACUUGUGAGAUGUGGAAGGACUGUUUUUGCCUUUCGUGGGAAAAUGUGUGCUCAGCUGCUUGGGCUCCAGUUUGUAUGGGAGGGUUUAUCUCAGGCCUUGUCUACUCCCCUGGCCAGACAUGGCUUUGGGAAGAGCUCUGUGGGAGACCAGAACAUCUGGGGACAUAUUUGUACCUAGUUAUUUUGUGUGAAGAAACGAGGGGACCAGAUUCAAAACUCGUCAUUAUGUUUUAAAUUGGAAAACAGAUUCCUCAGCCUUACAGUAAACAGUCAGCAAGUUUGAGAGGAAAUGUGUGUUCAAUGGGGAGUACUUUUUUUGUGUUAAACCUCUACAGAGAAACUUCUGUAUAUAUUUUAUUUUUGAGAUCACACACCUUUGUUGGAACCAAUCAGACUGUUGUGGCCUUGGGAUGAAGACAUUGUGUCUGAGGACAGGGAAAAAUGGUUGAGAAAUCCAGGGGUAAAGAACAGAUGAGCUUUUUACUCAUUCUAUAAAUGAACGUGCUGCCUGUUUAAAGGACUCGCUUUCUGCUGUUUCCAGAUACCUAGCAGUGCGAGAACUGUGUGGUGUGCUGCAUUCCUGUUACGGGAGGUGCGUGACGGGCAGUGUGGGUUUCUGGAAGUCACCUGUUCCUGCUUUCUGGCUGCCUGUGCCUGUGGUCAUCCCUGCUCCUUGGCGGUAGUGCAUGUUUUUCUUUUAUCUUCAGGGUUGCUCUGGUAGCUCCAUGGUAGAGAUUUCAUUCUCAGGGCCUCCCAAAAGUUGUGUAUCAUUUGAAAUUGUUCCAUUUGAGGAAAAACUUGAAGAAAAGCUGAAUUCCCUGAUCACCACUAAAGAUUGUCAUGAGAAACGUUAAGUAUCUGAGCCCUAAACUACUAAGCCCAGUGAGGAAUUGGAGCGUUAACUGUAUGGCAAUAGCUAGAUCAUAGUUACCAUUUUUCCCACCAUCAAAAAGAUUAAAUAGUUUCCAUAACAUGGAAUGUGGAUAAGGUUCCUACCCUAAUACAGACUUAAAUAUGCAGUUGUUUGUCUCAGGCUAUUUGUGGUGAAUAAGCAGAGUAUUUAUUUUAAAAUGACCAGGCAGCCUUGGAAAAAUCGCUGGGCUUUAAAGUUGUUGACAAAGUAGUUCUUAAAUAAAUACAUCUGAUUUAGAAAUACCUAAACAUGGACAAAAUACUUUUAAGUCUGACAUGCAACUGCAUGUGGCUUUUUAAAGUGAUUUCUUAACAAUGCUAACGUGACUUAAGGAUUUGUAGUUCUAUUAAAAACCACUUCUAAAAGUAUCUUAGAAAGGAUAGCUUGAAGGGUUUGCCUUAUUUUAGGUCUCAGCAGAGGUAUGCUUAUAGCAAGAGAAAAAUCUUAGGUCUAAGUAGAACACUAAACUUUCUUGGCUGUGACCAACUUUUCUGAAGUACACCAUCAGAAUUUUCACUAUCUCUGCAGAGAUGAAUGAAUGUACUGGGCAAUUCCUCUCCCCAAGGAAACCCAGCAGGGCCUGGGUCUGCUGUACCACUGAUCAACUGCUGGGGAGGCUAGGGUCCCUGUUAGUACAUGCUGUAAGGUUGGAAGUUCAGUUUAGCACUCAAGAAGGGAUUACCUGGUGUUCUACAAUGCCUGUAAAUAGUGUUUUCAAAAUGCCUGGGAAAAAAUUCUCAAAAGAGAUGGCAGAAUGGUCUUCUCAUGGUGUAAAACUCCUCAGGAUUUUUUUUUUUUUUUUUUUUUUUUUUUUUUUUUUUUAAGGAAAAAACUAUACCUUUUAAGUUCGGCUUCCUUAACUACUGGCAACAGAGAGAAACUCGUAAUUUGUUUUAAAAAGCCCAAUUACAGCUGCCCUACCUACCCAUGGACCAUUGACUUCCCAGCACACUCUUAAUAAUAUACAGAGAGGCACCAUUUUGCUCUGGGUCUUACGGAAUCCUAGAACUCUUUAAUCACACGUUUUGGUGGUCCUACGGAGAGCUGUGACUAGCAGUGGAGUUCUUGCUUAUUCCAGCUGUGUGCUUUUCACUUUCUGAUCUUUGGACCCAGAGAAUCAUUUGCCAUGGAAUCAUCUGGCUAGUAAGACACUCUUAUAUGGAUGCAAUACAAAAAGUGGUAAAUUAAAGCAAAGCAAUCAUGUGGUCCUUGCUCUAAAAGGGACAAUAUGUAAAUGUGCUACUAUAAUAAGGUAACUCUGUAGAUGUAAUAAGCUACUUAUAAAUUAUUUGGGUUUAAGAAAACUUGACUAUGUAAAACUGGGCAACAUCUCCAUCUUGAAUGAGAAUAAUUAGUAACUAGGAUGACCACACAGUCUCCUAACAUGGGCAACAGUCUAAUUGUUAUUGCAUUUCUGACCUGAUUCUUUUAAAGGGGCAUAUAUUCCCAAUGGAUACCAUUUAGAAUGUAUGUUUCUUGGAUGACUUAAUCUGAAGCCAUAUAUAUCCAAAGUAGUGAGACAGUAUAUCCUUGACUAAGUUAUCAGGCUGUGUUCCCUACUUACAAAAUGAUUUUUUAAAAAGCCUUACUUUAUAGUCCUAUUCCAAAAAUCUUUCUGUGAAAAAAUUGUGAGGCCUAUGACGCACCAUGAAUAUAAUCAUGUUAGAAUGUAACAAUUCUUGAAUAUAUUUCCUUUGAAAGAAUAUCAAACUGACGUCACUACACCAAAUCUAAACCCACUUGAAGACCAACAGCUAUUACAGUUGUGCUACAGAAUAGGUCAAAGUCACCAUUAGAAAUAUUACACUUUAUUGAAUUCUGGAGCAGCUAAUCUACCCUCCCCUAUUGACCAAUGACAAGAAUGGAAGCAAAUAUAUGAUGGUUAAAGUAAGAGUCUAUAACCACUGUUUAAAAUGUUGAAACAACUUCCACUGUACUGGUGAAACAGUUUUAAUACCCUAACAUACACAGUAAUAAUUCAUUCUUGUUUAAAACAAGAAGUGAUUUCAACUUGGGAUUGGGAUUUUUAUUUAUUUUUUUGAGAUGGAGUCUCGCUCUUAUUGCCCAGGCUGGAGUACAAUGGUGUGAUCUUGGCUCACCGCAACCUCUGCCUCCUGGGUUCAAGUGAUUCUCCUGCCUCAGCCACCUGAGUAGCUGGGAUUACAGGUAUGCGCCACCACGCCUGGCUACUUUUGUAUUUUUAGUAGAGAUGGGGUUUCUCCAUGUUGGUCAGGCUGGUCUCAAACUACCAACCUCAGGUGAUCCACCCGCCUUGGCCUCCCGAAGUGCUGGGAUUACAGGCGUGAGCCACCGCGCCUGGUCUCAACUUGGGAUUCUGAAGUGAAUUUAUUCACGCUGAUUGUGCCCUCUACUUUAGUAAGGUUCUGGCUUACAGAGCCUUCUUCCCAUCCUCUGAUGUUCAACUUUAAUAUACAGCAAUCAACUCUAGAGGAUAAAGAAAUCUGGAUUUGGGUAGCAU